AUGACCAAAGUAACCUACAUCACGUCCUUCGGCGGCGACUCCGACGAAGAAGACGCCGGCGCCGCUGGUGAAAAGGACUCCGGUCCGCGCGGCAUUUUCAUUCCGAUCACGGCUCGCCGCCACGAUGACACCGACGGCAAGAAAUCCGCCUCGCACGGGGCACCAAGCAUCUCUAAAGGAUUAACUUUAGGCGCCGCGGCGUACGAAGUGGCGGCGAAGAAGGAGCGGGAGUCGCGGAGGAGACGGAGUCGGAGGAGCUCAAGCGAAGAUAGCCGGGGAAGAAGAAAAAGAAGAAACAGCGUUAGAUCGGAUUCUUCGGGGUCGAGGAGAAGGAGGCGAAGGCGGCGCUCGAAUAGUCGGAGCAGGAGCAGAAGUAGGAGUAGGAAUAGACGAAGGAGCAGUAAGGAUAGGCGGGAUAAGAGAAGUAGGCGGUCGAGGAGUGAUUCUUCUAGAAGUUCAUCCCGUUCGAAGUCCUCUCGUAGGAAGAAGGGCGGCAUCAGAGCUGAAUCAAAACCGAAGCGGCCGUCUCCGCAGCCGCCGUCUACAUCUGCGAGAAGUCCGCGUGGGUCUGGGCCAUCGAAUGCGUCUUCCAAAGUCAGUAAGAAAUGGUUGGCGAGGUGGGAGGACCUGGAAAUGGUGGCCGUCGGGAAUGACGAUAGCAACCUUUCUUCCUGUAAUAAAGCUGAUAAGAAGGCGGAGAUUGAACGAAGAGAAAAGAAGCUGCAAGAGCAGAUGGAUAGGGAAGAUCAAAUGCGGGAAAUGGCGAUAAAAUACAGACGGAAAGAACGGGAGCGUCGCAUGCGUGAGCGAGAAGAAUUAGGUUUGCCGCCGUUGUCGAGUGACGAAGACGGGGAUAAUUGGGACGACGACGACGACCGCGGAUCCCCGCGAUCCGACAGAAAAUCAUCUAGGCAUCGGCGAUCCCAAGGCAGAAGAUCUAGAUCCUCAUCCGAAUCAACUUCCUCUCGAUCAACUCGUUCAGGUUCUUCAUUUGGCUCGCGACGGCAUAGGCGUGAUGGACGCAGAUCCAGGAGGAGUAGAAGUAUUGAUGGCGGUGGGCGGCGGCGGAGAAGUAGGGCGUCUAAAAGGUCGGUUACGGGAGUAUGCUCUGUUUUCUGGGACGAAAAAAGAAAAGAAAAGAAAGGACGUUCAGGUAUUUUAGCCGUUUAGUGACGAUCUUUUAAGCUCUGCUGUUCCACUUCUCAAACGGCGGAAGCCCUUUUUCUCCGUGAAGUGGAACAUUUUUGCUCUUCUCGUUUUGCUACCGCAGCACCAAUAGAAGAACAGAGGGAUGGGGUUUUAUUUUCGAUGUAGCUAGUCGAGGAUGCAAUUUUUCGAUUGGCACGAAGACUGCUAUUGAAAUUUCGUCGAUGAACAUGGCAAAUGUAGCAUGAAUCAAGUUAAAAAAAAUAUCUUCCCGCACUUCAACGCCCUCUCUCAGAAAAAUAGGAACUGUGUCGCCUGAAUAACCAACCGUACCGAGAGAAACCUCAAAGAACCUUGCAUUACCUGACCUGAAUUAAUGUGAACUGAUCGAACGUAAGAAGGACUCAGUAAAAUUCAGGCAACAUCUUCGUGAUACUGUCCCAAAGAAAAUCACGGAAUCGAGGACUUCGAGCAAUAAAAUUCACGAAGUUUUGCUGUCCUAAAGAUCAAAAAGUUUCAUGAAAAACUUACCCAAACGUGUUAUAAAAUUUCUUGCCUCUUUCUCACGAGGAUGGGAAGCAUGGAACUCGAAAAAAGAAGCGAAAUGCAUUUGACAUAUUUUAGGUACAUCAUCUUUCUGAUUGCAUGUAUGGUACGUUUAUGGGAACAGUUCGUAUACGCAGAUGAUGCUGUUCUACGUGUAUUUCACAACUUACUUGGCACUUUUCGAUGUUUCUGGAAGAAAUCCGUUAUUCAGAAGCAUUAUUGUUGAUGAAGUACGUCGUUCAGAUAUCAAAGUUUACUUUGACUUUUCUCUUCGCGAAAAAUACACUGUCAUGACCUGACAAGCUUGGUUAAAAAGAGUUUUGUCAUUACCUUUCCUCCCCCCGCCACCCAGAAGAAGUCGUUCAAAUAGCCGAUCCUCUCCUCCGCCUCGGAUGACGGAAGACAAGAUGAUGAAUUACGGCUACGGCUACGACCCCGAGGAACCGCCGCCGCCGCACAUGGACAUCCACUCGGCGCCUCCGCCACCGCUUCCUUCUGGCCACAAUCCGUGGGGCCAUCAUUGGUCAGGCGAUGGUGGCUACGAUUGGCGCCGUGUGCCGCCGCCGGGCGUGUCUUCGCGGUCUCGCGACGAGUGGCGGACACCGCGUGGCGGCUUCAAUGGGCCGCCGCCUAUGCCGCCGGGUGUCGACGACGACGGGGACGCUGGCGUUAGGCUGGUAGAUUACUGAUUUCCCUGCUCGAGUCGUGUGUGGCAACGUGUGCAGCGAAGGAGAUUUCGCUCGGAAAUUUUGCUCCAAAAUUCCCUCCCCAUGAUUGUCGCAUAUCAGUUUUGUACUUGAACUUGGCUCAUUUAAUCGAAGCUUCUUUUGAAAAUAAUUUUUUCCAGGUCAAAAAAGGCAGGAGAUUAUAAUUUACCGGUAGGACGUAAGAAACCUUUCCUUUGAAACUUCGCUCAGUCCCGAUUAAAGCUACAAGUGUUGAUCCAUUAAUUUACGAGGGUUGUUCCAUUUUCGCAUAGGAUCACAUCCCUGAAAAUUUUUCCAAAAAAUUAUACAGUGUCUGGAUUCUUCCGAACAGUAAAUGACCGAUAUAUCUUUUGUGUUUCAUUUCUCCGGCUUUGAUAGAUUAGCAGCAAUUAUUGCCAAUAAUGUUUUUCAUGGGCAUACAUUUUCUGCGUUGGAAACCAUGAGAGCUUAAAUUGUUAUUAAAAUAUAUGUUGAACUUCGGCUGCUUUUCUUUUUCUUGGAACUCUGCGUCAACUCCAAUUUUUAAAAAUGUAAACCGCUUUAUUUUUGUUUUAUUUUAUUUUAUGGAAAUUUCCCCGAAAAGUCGAGUGAGAGGAACGCAAUGAAAUUGCGUCUCAAAUGAAAACUGCUGGAAUUCAGAACGGCAACUUCCAGAUACUGUAUGUUCCUACGCCGGAAUAGUAUAACCCUUGGUUAUCUCUAUCGUGGCUCUCGUGGAAUGAAGUGACCGUCAUAAACAGUUUCCAUGAACAUGGAUUGUGAUACGCUGGAACGAUUUGCUUAAUUUUCCAAUCACGCUGGACUCACUUUUAAUAAUUCAGUUGCGGAUAGGUUCUUAUGCACUGGAUUCCUCGUGAGGAUGAACCAGUGUUGAUUCGUUUUUAUUAAUGGAUGCAUUUUCUCGGGUUUCUUCCUCUUCCGACGAAAAGAGGAAAAAUAUCCAGUAAAUUCCUUCAUUGCU
Notodromas monacha is the source of this 3360-nucleotide messenger RNA. Lineage: Eukaryota; Metazoa; Arthropoda; Ostracoda; Podocopida; Cyprididae. The record is from the annotation of a GenBank genome assembly.